Molecule: messenger RNA, 5304 nt
Organism: Monopterus albus (swamp eel)
Lineage: Eukaryota; Metazoa; Chordata; Actinopteri; Synbranchiformes; Synbranchidae
Gene: b3glcta
Product: beta 3-glucosyltransferase a
Exons: 15
Coding region: 214-1710 (498 amino acids)
Cellular component (GO): membrane
Molecular function (GO): glycosyltransferase activity
Source: RefSeq, a predicted model, not a curated record
AGCCCAGUUCAGUGAGCUCAUCCCGCCAGCAGAGCGCGUCCCUGCGCCUUGCACAGAAAGUGGAGCUGCCUCCUACCAGAGCACAAACCCACUCCCCGAUUUCCGUGAAACUGUGAAAAGGAAAAGCCCUCUUGGUUCUUUCAAACACUGCCAGAAAGCCUGUGCACCGAGAGCUUUCUUCAUCACCUACACUGCUCACAGGACUCUGCCAGGAUGCUGUGGAACAACCCUCAUAGCGGGCACAUAGUGGCAGGCUGUUUGUUGUUCCUCUCCUUCUGUCACAGUAAUUCUGCUGCUGGCACAUCAGGAAAAGGCUCACAGAGCCAAGAUGAUAUGCAUGUCAUCCACAACAUUCAACUGGACCUGCGGGAGAUAGUGUUCAUCAUCCAGAGUCAAAGCAACUCCUUCCAUGUGAGGCAGGCAGACAGGCUGAGGGCGGAUUUACUGAAGCAGGCACACAGUCUUACAGAGAAACCACCGGUGGUUUUGCUUCUUCACAGUUUAUCUGGUAAUGAGGGAGACUGGAGUAUCCUUCCCCUGCUGCCUUCUUUAUCGUCCUCCUUUGGGAAAAACACAUCAUGGAUUGUAUUUCUUGAGGAGGAAACAAAUGUGAAGAUGACUAAACUUGUUCAAGUCCUUGCAAAGUUUGGCAAGAAUAAAGAGUGGUUUCUUGGUAAGCCUCUCCACGAUGAGGAGUCAACGAUCAUCCAUCACUAUGCCUUUGCUGAGAAUCCCUCCAUCUUUAAAUAUCCAGACUUUGCUGCUGCUUGGGCCUUAAGCACCCCCCUAGUUGUUUACCUCGCAAACAAAGUGAGAGACGAGCCACUUAAAUCUGACUUCACCAUUGACCUAAAACAUGAGAUUGCAUUGUAUAUCUGGGACAAUGGAAAAGGUCCACAUCUCACUCCUGUUCCUGAGCUGUGCACUGACCCAGUGGACUCUCCUCAAGCCCUGUACUGUGCCACCACUGUGGGCAGUAAGCCUCCACUCUGUGGGGAGGCUGUAAAUAAAGGAGAUAUAUUUGUUGCUGUGAAAACAUGUAAGAAGUUUCACAGUGAAAGAGUUCCAGUGAUAAAGAAGACCUGGGAAAAGGAUGCCUUAUAUUUAGAGUACUACAGUGACCAUGGUGAUCCAUCAAUACCAACCAUUAAUUUAGGAGUACCAAAUACUGAAAGAGGCCACUGCGGGAAAACAUUUGCAAUACUUCAAAGAUUUGUAAGCAGCGCUGUCCCAAACACCAAGUGGCUCCUUGUUGUGGAUGAUGACACACUAAUCAGCAUCCCCAGGCUGCAAGUCUUGCUGAGCUGUUACGACCCCUCUGAACCAGUGUAUUUAGGGGAGAGGUACGGUUAUGGUCUGAGCCAAGGUGGCUACAGCUACAUCACAGGAGGUGGAGGGAUGGUGUUCAGUCGGGAGGCUGUGGUCCGACUUCUGAACAGCGGCUGUAAGUGCUACAGCAAUGAUGCGCCAGAUGACAUGGUGCUGGGAAUGUGCUUCAAUGCUCUUGGACUUCCUGUCACGCACAGUCCACUCUUCCACCAGGCACGCCCAGAGGACUAUGCCAGAGACUUCUUAGCUCACCAGGUGCCCAUCUCUUUCCAUAAACACUGGAACAUCGAUCCCAUUGCUGUUUUCAACAAAUGGCUUAAAGAUGACUUUAGGGCAAACCCUUCAAAUGGACUUAAUAAGAGUGAUAAGACUGAGUUAUAAUAAUUUGAAGCACAUGAAGGGCCUGUAUAAAUAUCUUUGUAAGUACAGUGUGUGUGUGUGUGUGUGUGCGUGCAUGGGUGUUUGUGUAUGAGAGAGCGAGUCAUGAAUUAUGGAGCCCUUCACAGAUGUAAAUGUUUUUGUAUUGUUGAUGUUGAGCUUAUUAAGAAGGACCAUGCAAGCAUAUGUCCAUGUCUUAAUAUGUGAGUGUGUAUAUGUGUAUAUUUAUAUCCUAUGAACAAUCUAAACUUUACAGAGGUGCAUAUCUUCUUUUUUGGGAGACACUGUAUCUUUCAAAAAGUAUCACUAAUGCUGUACAAUGUGCUCUAUUUUGGCAUAAAAGUAUAAAAAUUUGAGACUCUUACUUUUUUUAUUCACUGGAGAUCUGUUUGAGGCUUUAGUUUAAGCCAGUAAUCAAUAAAUUAUUAGGCUGUUAAAGGUUAAUUGAGGCUAAGACUAGGAUAGUUAAACAACAGUUUGAACACCGACUGGUGUCUAAAGCAUGCUGAAGCUUUGUAAUUACUCCCAGAAUGUACACAACCCAACAUGUAGUUUCACAAAAGAGUCCAGCUGCUGCUCAGGCAGAUAAACAUUUUACCUUUACUUUAAGCUCACCUCAACACCCUUACUACAGCCACCUAUUUUUCAAGGCUCAAAACAUGGAAGUACCUGCUGCCUUAUAAUGGUCACAAAGGUCUAAACAAAACCUUAGGAUUGCUUCAUAUCAAUUUAACUGAUCUAAUGAAAAUUUGAAAUGUUAUGUGAAAGCUCAUUACUGCCAUUCUGUGAAAUGCACAUUAUAAAUAACAAGCUGUUCCUCUACUCACAGAUGUUUUUGGUGUUGUGUAGCUAAAUUUACACUGUCCUAAUGGAACAACAGGCCAGCUCAAGUCCAUGUAAAGUCUAUUAGCCUCAGGCAACUGACGCAGUGCAAUAAAUCAAGUAGACAUCUAACACACUUAUGAAUGGUAACCUAUUUGAAUGAAACAAGUUUAAUUCCUAGUGGGGCUCACUCAGACAUGGAGUGAUGAGUGGUGGAAAGAUGCUGCUUGGCACUGAGAGAAGUCCUCUGAGGAGGUCCUCACUAUAUGUUUGCUAUGCCAGCAUUUCUAGUGUGUCAGCAACAACAUCCCAGUCAGGCUGGACUUUGGUGUUGAAUUUCAUUCACCCUUCUCCAAAAUAUUGAGGGAGGAGGAUGAGUGUAUAGCUGUAUUUCAUCAAAUGAAGAAUCCUUCAUGUUCUGUCCCGAUAGGAGUCUUGAGUUGUUGCUAGAAUUUCAGAAUGUGCUGCAGCCCCUCAGAGAAAAUUUCACCAGACAUUCAAAGAAAAGUCCCCCCAGAUAUUUUUCAAAGAACUGGAUGGUUAUAAUUUCUUUAGAUCUGUCCACACUGCCAGGCAUAAAAAAAAGCCUUAAGGGGAAAUUCUUUAUUUUUAUAUUUCAUUUUUUUGGCACAGGAUAUGAAAUUAUGAUUUUGAAAAACACCAUGUGUAACUUUGAAUUUUGAACUCCCAUGCAGAUGAAUUCCAGUUGUCGCUGAAGAAAGGAUACAAUACAGUGUCCUCAGCAGAAAGGACUUUAACUUUGUGUCCAAAUGUCUUUAAAACCUCAGCAGCUUCAAACACGGCUCUGAGGAUCAUUUAAGCCACAGAAGGGAUUUUGCAUAUGUUUCAAAAACAUCAGAUGCCUACAAUGCAUUACCUAAUUCCAGUCAUUUGAAUAAUACUUCUCUUGAAAUGUAUGUUCCUUUUCUGUUCUUAUUUGCUAUUUUCUUCUUCUGAUGAUUGGAAUAAGUGUAUGAGAACCAGCGUAGUUCAACUUAUUCUCUGUUUUUGUGCCAAGUCAAAAGGUUGAUUAACUAACAUUAGAAAAAUCUAACCAUGCAGAGUUUGUGUAUUAUGUGCAGAUUUUAAAAUGCCUGCUCACAGCCACUCUAAUACAAUGGUGGUUGUUCGUUUAUAUAUUUACUGUAAAUUCACUGAAAUACACUGAAAAUGCCUCUUUGUCUUUUUCCAGUGCCCUGGUUUUCCUUUGGAACUGUUUUAUACCAAAACAGUAGUCCCAACAAAAAAUGUGGACAGUAUGUUUGUAAUUUGUUUGAACUAGCCCUUUAAAAUAGGGAGAAGUAAAACUGGCUUUGCUCUUACAUUAUUUGGCUUUUUCCUCCAUUUGAAGCAGUUCACUAGAUUCUAUUUGAACUGUUCAGAAAGUUCAGGUUCCCAGUUAAAGUAAGUGGAGAUGUGGGCUCAUAUUGCCAGAUUAUUAUACAGUUUAUUUGAAUAACAGCAUGUGUGAGCCCUGGAGAGUCAUGGCUCGAGAGCCCCUGGAGGGUUUUGGAUUUUCAGCUGGGGCUGUUUUAACAUGUGUUUUCCUCAGAGGGUUCACUGUGCCCAGCUGGGUCUCCAAAAUGGAGUGGAUGAGAACUGCUGCUGUAGUCAAUGUCGUGUCAAAUCUCUCUGACACGCUCAACUCAGCUGAAGCUUUUAGAAUCACUGUUUUCUCACUUAAUGCUAGUCUGUUUUCCAUCCCUUCAGCGAAACAACAGUGGCUUUAGCAAACCAAUUACAAGACUUGAACUUCUUCCCAGUUACAGUAAAUCAUCUCAGGUUAAAAUGCAUACUGGUGAAUCUAUACAACAUAAUGUUCAUAUUUAGCUUUGAUAGCAUCAUGACUCCACAGUAUAUACAAAAGUUCUAUAAAUGUAAAUUUGUCUGUGGUUCCAUUAAUUUUAACCAUUUCUGGCAUUUUGUGACAUGAGUGAAAAAGCAGGGUACUUGUAAAUUAGAAAGACAAAAAAGUCAAACUGAAAUGUAAAUUCUAUCUCCACACAUUUCUACAGUAUGUAUUUUUAAAAACUAUUUGAGUCAAUAAUUCUAAUUUUCUGUCAUAUUGACAGCAUAACUGUAGUUACAUGUGCCAGGCUGAAUCUUUUGGCAAGGAACACAAAGGAAGCACGGUUGUUGCUUUUGUUUGAACAUCAUUUCAGCCAGCUAAGGGGCUUGAAUGCACACAGAUGCAUUCAUAACUUGUGUUAUGUUUUCUGAUUAAUGUGAGACCACUGCCAGUUACACUUUGGCCUUUCUGGCACCACACACACCUACGUGUAAUGCCACAUGUCUGAAAGUUAGCAGUUUGAAAAUAUCUUGUUUUGGCCUGGGGAAAUUUGCCAGAUACCAUCCAAUAAAUGUUGCACUGAUUUUGAACAUUAGGCAUUCAAUAGGUGUUCCUCAGCAGGAGUCAUCUCUAUGUAUGUCUGAUAGGGAUUUAAAAAAAUCAUGAUAAUAAAUGUUGGCAAGCCUGGCAGAUUAAUUAUUUGCUUGUGUAUGUAUAAUUCAGCAGUGCUCUGUAAUGACAAUAUGAUUGUGCUUGUGCAAUUUAGCCUCACAGAAAAAAACAACUCUUUGUCAAAUAUUGAGUUCUUUAAAAAGGCAGAGUAGUUAAUGCAGAAGGUGUUAAACUUGUGUAGAUGUGCUGUUAAAUGGCAGGAUCCACUUAAAGCCAGACCAAGGUCAGGUGUUGAAAUUCAAAAUACCACCCGCCCUUAAACAUCAGUCAUGCAAGAUCGGUUUUAUAGUUAGAUCGAUAGCAAAACAAAUACU